AUGGUGGAGGGAAACGACAGCUUGUCCUUGAACCGGUCCCUGGAGCUGGACCUGGAGGAUCUGGACCGGUUCAGCAACCUGGAGGACAUCGACGUGUCCGCGGACGGGAGCCCGGUGCUGAGGCUCCUCAUCUGCCUGGUGUACUCGGUGGUCUGCGCCGCCGGGCUGGUGGGCAACCUGCUGGUGCUCUUCUUCAUCAGGGUGAAGAAGGAGAGGAAGAUGUCCAGCGUGAACUUCUUCGUGCUGAACCUGGCGGUGACGGACCUGCAGUUUGUCCUCACGCUGCCCUUCUGGGCCGUGGACACCGUGCUGGACUUCAGCUGGCCCUUUGGAGACGCCAUGUGCAAGAUCAUCCUCUCCAUCACCGUGAUGAACAUGUACGCGAGUGUGUUCUGCCUCACUGCCAUGAGUGUGACCCGCUACUGGUCCGUGGCCUCGGCCCUGAAGAACCGGACCCCCCACAGGUCCUGCUCCACCAAAUGGGUUUGCGCAUUCAUCUGGAUUCUGGCGACUUUGGCCACGACUCCAACCUCCAUCUUCUCCACUGUCAGCAACGUGACCGGGGAGAAGCUGUGUCUGCUGCGGUUCCCCGGAGGACAAUACUGGUUGGCAGUUUACCACAUCCAGAAGAUACUCGUGGGUUUUGUGUUGCCAAUGUCCAUCGUGUCCAUCAGCUACAUCAUGCUGCUGCGCUUCAUCCGCAACCGGAGCAUGAAGACCAGCAACCCCAAGCGCAGGUCCCAGGUCACUCGCUCCAUCACCAUCGUGGUGUUGUCCUUCUUCCUGUGCUGGAUGCCCAACCACGCCAUCACCCUGUGGAGUGUGCUGGUCAAGCUGAAUUUUGUAAACUGGGACAGCGCCUAUUACAUAGUCCACACGUAUGUGUUCCCACUGACCGUGUGUCUGGCGCACACCAACAGCUGCCUGAACCCCAUCAUCUACUGCCUCAUGAGGAAGGAGUUCAGGAACAAGCUCAGAGAUCUCAUUCACAGAGGAUAG
Limanda limanda (common dab) is the source of this 999-nucleotide messenger RNA. RefSeq names its product relaxin family peptide receptor 3.3a1 (gene rxfp3.3a1). Gene Ontology annotation, biological process: immune response; G protein-coupled receptor signaling pathway. The coding region runs from base 1 to 999 and encodes 332 amino acids. Gene Ontology annotation, cellular component: membrane. Gene Ontology annotation, molecular function: G protein-coupled receptor activity. The record is from RefSeq and is a predicted model, not a curated record. Lineage: Eukaryota; Metazoa; Chordata; Actinopteri; Pleuronectiformes; Pleuronectidae. The transcript has a single exon.